UGUGUUUUGAAGUUAGUUUUUAUCUCUUGAAAAUAUUGUUAGUAUCACAUGGUAGAUAUUUUGAGUGUUUAGUUUUUGUCUGUUAGAAAUAUUUUUUUGUAACGGUGAACACUAAACAUUUUUAAUUAUUCACUUUUUAUUUGAUUAAGUAUUCAAAAAUUAUGUUAUCCGUAUUGAAUACAAGUGAUAGUACUCACCAGCGCCAAAUCCUAUCAUCUGAUAUUGAUUACUAUAGUCGUUUCGUAUGUACUAGUUCAGCUGAUGGCAUAAUUCAAAUUGUUGAUACUAUUGAAGCCAAUAAAAAUCCGACAAUAGAGUUGAAGGAUCAUGUAGGUCCUGUAUGGCAAGUGUCAUUUUCUUAUCCAAAGUUUGGAUUUUUAGCUUCUUGUGGAUCUGAUUGUAAGUUGAUAGUUAGAAAAAUAAACAAAUCUAAUCAGUGGGUCACUAUUUACAGUUAUGAUGGACACACUUCUUCUGUUAAAGCUAUUUCUUGGGCUCCUCACAAAAUCGGAGCCCUUAUUGCUUGUGCUAGUGCUGAUGGUACUAUUUCAAUUCAUACAUAUAAUGAUCAUAAAUGGGAUGUGUCGAAAAUACCAAAUGCCCAUUUAAAUGGUGUUAACAGCUUAAGUUGGGCACCUUAUUUAAUUAAUAAGCAUAAAGUAAUACUUAGUGGUGGUAAUGAUUGUAAAAUUAAAAUAUGGAAAGAUGAAAAAUGUGCAUGGAAUUUAUUGCACGAAUCUGAUAAUCAGUUAGCAAUAAUACGAGAUGUAAGUUGGUGUCCAUCUCCAGGAAUCCAAAAAUAUAUGAUAGCAAGUUGUUCCUCUGAUGGUAGAGUGAUUAUAUGGGAAAGUGAUGAUUGUUGUGAUUGGAAAGAAACUGAAAUUAAUGAUCCUGAAAAAGAGAAAUGGAAAGUUAGUUGGUCACAUAUUGGUAACAUAUUAUCUAUUACAAUGAAUAAUUAUGUUGUGAAAUUUUACAAACAAAUGGGUAAAAAUAAAUGGUUGUGUUUAAAUACAAAAAUAGCGGACAAUCUAAAUGGAUUAGAAAGUACUAGCAAAAAGUUAUUUAAUCAAGAUAUAUUUUCUUCAUUAAUUUGAUAUAAAAUCAUUGUAUGGUAUUUGUAUAUUCAUGUAAAAAAAAAUAAAAAAUGUUAUCACCUUAAUCAAAUAUAAUUUUAUACACCUUA
This is a messenger RNA of Daktulosphaira vitifoliae (grape phylloxera), 1186 nucleotides long. Its product is annotated as protein SEC13 homolog. Bases 162 to 1097 code for a protein of 311 amino acids. Gene Ontology annotation, molecular function: protein binding; structural molecule activity. NCBI's taxonomy places the organism in Eukaryota, Metazoa, Arthropoda, Insecta, Hemiptera, Phylloxeridae. Gene Ontology annotation, biological process: positive regulation of TOR signaling; COPII-coated vesicle budding; protein import into nucleus. The record is from RefSeq and is a predicted model, not a curated record. Gene Ontology annotation, cellular component: COPII vesicle coat; nuclear pore outer ring. The transcript has a single exon.